Messenger RNA from Metarhizium album ARSEF 1941, 1059 nucleotides. RefSeq names its product galactosyl transferase GMA12/MNN10 family protein. The record is from RefSeq and is a predicted model, not a curated record. Gene Ontology annotation, molecular function: glycosyltransferase activity. Gene Ontology annotation, biological process: protein N-linked glycosylation. Lineage: Eukaryota; Fungi; Ascomycota; Sordariomycetes; Hypocreales; Clavicipitaceae. The coding region runs from base 1 to 1059 and encodes 352 amino acids. The transcript has a single exon. Gene Ontology annotation, cellular component: Golgi membrane.
AUGAAGAUCCCGAGAUGGGCCAAAGUCGGCCUCUGCGUAGCGGGCGCGCUCACCAUGUACAGUGUAGACACCUUUCGCCACAGGAGAUACGGCAAGGUUCAGCAUGUUGAAGCGCGUCCCUUGCGCACAUACGGCGACGGGACUUGUGCCGACGGCAUCUCAGUCUCGAGGGCGCUCAUCGAAAAGGCAACGACGAUGCGACAGCAGUGUCAAGACUCGCCCUCGCCGCUGCGGGCAUACGGCACCUGGGGCUCACGGGUUGCGACGGUCACGACUCACUUCUCCAGCCGUCAGGAUCCCCAGCGUUUCUACCAAAAGGCCCUCGAGACCCAUCUCCUCCACAACCUCGUCCACGGCUCGCAGCUCCACGUCCUGUGUACGCCCAUCGUCGACCACAUGUGGAACAAGCAGGCGUUUGUGCAGUCCGUGCUGCUGAGCGAGCUGGCGAAACCGCCGCAGGAACGCCUCGAAUGGAUUUUCUGGGCGGACCGGGACACGGUCGUGCUCGACUACUGCCGCCAUCCGACCAGCUACAUCCCGGCAAAGGCACACCGCCGUGGCUACGGCCAAGGCGCGGACGAGCGAGACAUAAACCUGCUGAUAACGCAGGACUCCAGGGGGCUCAACGCGGGCGUCUUCAUGAUUCGCGUGGCAGAAUGGAGCGUCAACUUCCUCAGCGACGUUCUUGCGUUUCGCCACUUCAGGCCCGAGGUCGAGCUGCCGUUUGCAGAGCAAACGGCGAUGGAGCGGCUUCUCCAGGAGGACCCGUACAAGAGGAACGUCGUGUACAUUCCCCAGCAUUGGCUCAACUCGUAUGCCCUGGACAGUGCUGCGGACUUUGCGGGCCGAAAGGACGCCGAAGGCUUGGAGGACUGGGUUGCGAGGCGCGGCGACUUUCUCAUUCACUUUGCGGGAAACGACGACAAAAAGCUCAACAUAAUAGAGUAUGCGGACGUGGGCGAAAGGAUAUUUAAUAUCUGGGAAACGCGCGACAUCUUGCGGGACAUCACGAUGGAUAUAGAGCCGUUCUGGGGAAACCACAGCAACGAGAAAGUCUGA